Osmia lignaria (orchard mason bee) is the source of this 939-nucleotide messenger RNA. It is a transcript of the gene Hacd1, whose product is annotated as 3-hydroxyacyl-CoA dehydratase 1. Gene Ontology annotation, molecular function: 3-hydroxyacyl-CoA dehydratase activity. Gene Ontology annotation, cellular component: endoplasmic reticulum membrane. Lineage: Eukaryota; Metazoa; Arthropoda; Insecta; Hymenoptera; Megachilidae. Gene Ontology annotation, biological process: very long-chain fatty acid biosynthetic process; sphingolipid biosynthetic process; fatty acid elongation. The record is from RefSeq and is a predicted model, not a curated record.
GUAGUUGGUACGUUCCUGUGGGAAGUACAUAUCAUAUAGCGUGCCUCGUAUAACUUCGUCAGUUUCGAUAUUCUACGUGCGGUAUACGAUGAAUUUGAAACGUUCAUCGCAAAAGCAAUAAGUACUGUUUUUUAGUACUGUUUUAAAUAAUUCACGUACAAAUUAAUUAUCAAAAAUAUGAAAUCUAAAAAACCAAGUAACGUUGCAACACUUUACUUGAAAGCUUAUAAUCUUAUCCAAGUUUUUGGCUGGAGUUACAUACUUUAUAAAUUUCUGAUAAAUGAUUUUACUGUGUCAGAACCAAACUUAUGGCGUAAUGUUAAAUGGCCAGUUAUUAUUUUUCAACAUGCUGCUUUUUUGGAGAUAAUACAUGCAGCAACUGGUAUAGUUAAAUCAAACCCUAUACUAACAAUUUUUCAAGUUUUUAGUCGUGUGAUAAUUGUAAGUGCUGUAUUGUUAGCAACUCCAUAUGAACAUGCAGCAUCAUCACCUGGCUUGCCAUUGGCCAUUUUAGCAUGGUCAAUAACAGAAAUAAUUCGAUAUCUGUUUUACUUUAUGAAUCUCAGUGGUUUUGUACCAUAUUUUCUUACAUGGUUAAGGUAUACAUUAUUUAUCAUAUUAUAUCCUAUUGGUGUAACUGGAGAACUGUUAUGUUUAUAUGCAGCUAUAAAGUAUGCAGGUUCUCACCCAGAGGCCUGGAGUUAUACACUUCCUAAUGCAUGUAAUUUUACGUUUAGUUAUUAUAUUACUCUGAUAAUUGUAGGACUGACCUAUAUUCCUGUUUUCCCACAAUUAUAUUUACACAUGUUUGCCCAGAGGCGUAAGAUCUUAGGAGUUGAUGCAUCCAAAAAAGCUCAAUAAUAUAAAUAAAUUUUGAUACAUGGUAUUUCUAGGGAUAUGUUUUUAUGAUGGAAAUAAAUAUCUCAAUUUAUAAAGAUA